This is a messenger RNA of Eupeodes corollae, 2204 nucleotides long. RefSeq names its product mitochondrial import receptor subunit TOM40 homolog 1 (gene Tom40). Gene Ontology annotation, cellular component: mitochondrial outer membrane; mitochondrial outer membrane translocase complex. Gene Ontology annotation, molecular function: transmembrane protein transporter activity. Bases 166 to 1167 code for a protein of 333 amino acids. NCBI's taxonomy places the organism in Eukaryota, Metazoa, Arthropoda, Insecta, Diptera, Syrphidae. Gene Ontology annotation, biological process: protein import into mitochondrial matrix. The record is from RefSeq and is a predicted model, not a curated record. The transcript is spliced from 4 exons.
AAAAAUUCUCUACAACUUUUCUUCACGAAAAAAUUUUUCAUUACGGACGGACGGAGACGGAUCGAAGAAGAAAUCGAACAUUUUGAAUUUUCUUGUAGUGUGUUUUUCUAUUCAUCCUCAAAAAUCCAAAAUUAACAUAAAUUAAAUUAACAAAUAUCCCUAAUCAUGGGCAAUGUAAUGGCUGCAUCGAAAAAUGACCCCAAAAUGGGCAUUCCUGACUCUUUGCUUGCGGCUCCAGUUCCAGCACCAGCCACAGUUCAAACCCCCUCAGCUGCUACUGCCUCCAUUGGCAAGAGCAACCUAGAGAAUCCUGGAACAGUUGAGGAAUUGCACAAGAAAACUAAAGAUAUUAUGGCGGUGACCUUCGAAGGCGCAAAGGUUUUGCUCAACAAGGGACUCAGCAAUCACUUCCAGGUUUCGCAUGCGAUUAACCUUUGCAGCACACAGCCGAGUGGAUAUCGAUUCUCUGCGACUUAUGUUGGUACUAAGCAAUUGACACCCUCGGAAGCGUAUCCAGUGAUCUUGGGCGAUAUCGAUCCGUCGGGCAAUUUGAAUGCCAAUCUAAUUCAUCAAGUUCAUCCGAGAGUGCGGUGCAAGUUUGGUUCUCAGAUUCAAGAUAGCAAACUUACAGCUGCUCAGCUCUCGACUGACUACCGUGGUGAUGAUUUUACUGCCACCCUAACUGUGGGCAAUCCCAAUUUGUUGAACAAUUCGGGAGUUAUUGUCGGACAUUACCUUCAAUCUGUGACAGAGAAACUAGCUCUGGGCGGAGAAUUGGCCUAUCAAUAUGGCCAGAAUGUACCUGGUGGACAAAUUGCGAUCUUGUCGGCUGUGGCUAAGUACACAAACGGUGACUCAACAUGGUCUGGCACUUUGGGAGCCGGCGGUGUGCAUGUGUGUUUCUAUCAGAAGGCCAGCGAGCAGCUACAGAUUGGUGUUGAGGUUGAGACAAGUUUGAGGAUUGGUGAGUCAAUUGCUACAAUUGGCUAUCAAGUGGACUUGCCAAAGGCUGAUUUAGUUUUUAGAGGUUCAUUCGAUUCCAACUGGACAGCAUGUGGUGUUCUAGAGAAGCGCCUACAACCAUUGCCAUUCUCUUUUAUGCUUAGCGGACGGCUAAAUCAUACCAAAAAUCAAUUCAGACUUGGAUGCGGGCUUGUUAUUGGUUAACCUUAUUCCUAACAUGUCAUCAUCAAAAAAUCCCCAGUUAUCAUCGGCCAAAAGCGCCCUCCCCCACCCCAAGGCCACUUUUUGCUUAAAACAAAAAGUUAAACAAAAACAAAAUACAAAAAAUUAAGCAACACAAAUAAACACAUGCUCGUUAUUCCUUUUGAAACUUGUCGUAGUCUACAUAGAAAUUUAUUGUUAAGGUAAUAAUUUCAAAAAACAAAACAAAAACAACAUACAAAUAAAAAAUAAACAUACAUAUUUUGUCUAAAUCAACAACAAUUAUCUCCAUCCAUAAUUAAAAGAGAAAAAAAUGAUCAUAAAAACAUAAACAUGAAGAAAAUCCAAGAAUAAAAACCUUGAUUGUCCCUAAAUGGCAUUUUCAACACAAACACAAAAAACGCAGUUUAUUGUUUAUUGUUUAUUAUUUAUUAUUUUUUUUUCUUUUUUAAUUAAACAAAUAAUUUUAAAAGGUUCUCCUAUUCCUUUGUUUUUAUGAAAACCCGUUAAUUUAGGUUUCGACUGCUUUUAGUGCAUUUUUAACUUCUAUUUUGUUUGGGUUUUCAAUAAAAACAAAGGAAAUUAUUUGCCGAUUAUAAUUAACUUUUACAACAACUCUAAACAGCUGCCUGUAGUUUUUUUAUUUGUAAUCAAAUAAAUAUACAUUUAAAUAUAUUUUACAAUCAAGAUCUUUUUAUUGUUUUAGUUUUUUUUUGCUUACGAUUUACGAAUGUUUUUUUUUAAUAAUAAUAAUAAAAUAAAUUAGAAUGAUUUGAUGAAUAUGUAGUCUUUUGAUUGGCUUAGCAAUUAUAUUAUUACGUAACUUCUAUUAUACUUAACAACAAUUAAAGCAAAACAAACAAAAAACAUUGUACAGUAGAGAAUAUAUUAACUAUGCUAGAAGUUAAAUAAAACUGUGAACAAUUUAAAACAAAACAAACAAAUAGAAAUACAAUGGAAGACAUUAAAUUUAUUGAACAAAAUUACAAAAUUCAAAUCGAAAUGAUUUAUCAAAUAAAAUUGUUAAAAGACUAGACAAA